Molecule: messenger RNA, 726 nt
Organism: Colletotrichum phormii
Lineage: Eukaryota; Fungi; Ascomycota; Sordariomycetes; Glomerellales; Glomerellaceae
Exons: 1
Coding region: 71-523 (150 amino acids)
Source: RefSeq, a predicted model, not a curated record
GUUAAUGAAUCCUGCAACCAAAGGCUAGUUCUCCAGAGUGCCUCAAUCAUGUAGCGGUCGAGUAUUCGCAAUGGAACCCCGGUUCCUUACACUAUGCCACGUAAGAUUUGAGAUGCCUCAGCAACAAAAUAUGCACUACAGGUGUAUUCGCAUCUUCAUCUCACGUCACAAAGCAACCAAUGGAGUCAUCAAAUGUUUCGUAACUUGGCAAGCCAUCAAUUGGUGCAACAGCCUACAAGUUGCUUGGAAUAAUACAAUAAAUCCUCCGCACCGCCAUUUUUCCUUCGUCUUUUUUCAUCAAAAAAGAGAUCAAAAAAAGUAUUCAACAACAUUCCCCCUCCUCCCAUUGCUCCUUUUCUUUCUCCUCCUUCCCAUUUCCAUUCAUCAGCCAUCAAUCCCCACUGUAGGGAGAACAUGUAAAUGGCGGACAGCUGGAGAAAACAACAGGGGAAGAAAAAACAACCACCGCCAAAAAUUCACCAAGUUUGGCAACCCAUCAACAUCCUGGAAAUGCCUCCCCUAACCCCCUUUGGAUAUGAUAAACAAAAAUUCGGUAAUUACAUAUUCAACCCAGACAGCGUGGCAUGCGCGUUGUGUUGUUGGUGUUUUGAGUUCUCUGCGAUAUUGGUAUCACGGAAAUGACUGACUGCGAAGGGAACGACCUGUCCCGGGUCUCGCUCUAAUAAAAAAAAAAAAAAAAAAGAGGCAUGUACAGAAGAGAUGAUG